Messenger RNA from Cicer arietinum (chickpea), 3611 nucleotides. Its product is annotated as probable UDP-N-acetylglucosamine--peptide N-acetylglucosaminyltransferase SPINDLY. Gene Ontology annotation, molecular function: protein binding. The record is from RefSeq and is a predicted model, not a curated record. NCBI's taxonomy places the organism in Eukaryota, Viridiplantae, Streptophyta, Magnoliopsida, Fabales, Fabaceae.
GGUUAAAGAAAUAAAAGCCUGCGUUGUCCCUUUGCGUCCAAUGUUAUAAUCAAACGCAGUACUGUCAGGUGGACUGGGUUUUGCAACACACACAUCCUUCUCCUCCCUUCCUCUAACUACCGCCACCGCGUCUCGGAGGGGAAGACAGUGUCAACCACCACUUCCACCACCACUACCCUCUUCAUCGCUAAAUUUUCAUUCUCCCUUUCAACUUCACGAUGACGCUCCAUUUCUCCACUCUUUAACUUAACCUCCCUCUCCCACUUCCCAUGCCCUAUCUUCUCUCCACUACUUGAAGAACCUUCUCGGUGCAAAAUUAUCACUGUGUGAUUCAGAUGGCUUGGAUGGAAGAUAAUGAUGGGAAUGGAAAAGAAAAGGAAUUAGGUGGAAAAGAAAAAGAGUUAGGUGGGAAUAAUGGUUUUCCGAAAGUGACAGAACCAUCUGUUAGUUCUGGUGGCUCUGGUGGGGACGAUAUUUCUUAUGCCAACAUUUUGCGUUCGAGGAACAAGUUUGUGGACUCUCUUGCUUUGUAUGAACGUGUGUUGGAGAGUGAUGGUGGAAAUGUGGAGGCUCUCAUUGGAAAAGGGAUAUGCUUGCAGAUGCAGAAUAUGGGUAGGCUUGCUUUUGAUAGUUUCUCCGAGGCUAUUAAGUUGGAUCCUCAGAAUGCUUGUGCUCUCACGCAUUGUGGUAUUCUUUAUAAAGAAGAAGGUCGCUUGAUGGAGGCAGCCGAGUCAUAUCAAAAGGCUUUACGAGUGGAUCCUGCGUACAAAGCAGCUGCUGAAUGCUUAUCCAUUGUUCUGACGGAUAUUGGUACCAACAUAAAGCUUGCAGGAAACACUCAGGAGGGAAUUCAAAAAUAUUUUGAAGCCCUCAAAAUAGAUCCGCACUAUGCUCCAGCAUAUUAUAACCUUGGUGUGGUCUAUUCUGAAAUGAUGCAAUAUGACAUGGCUCUCACUUUCUAUGAAAAAGCUGCAUCAGAGAGGCCUAUGUAUGCUGAAGCAUAUUGCAACAUGGGCGUGAUUUAUAAAAAUCGAGGUGAUUUGGAAGCAGCUAUUGCUUGUUAUGAGAGGUGUUUAGCUGUUUCACCUAACUUCGAGAUUGCAAAAAAUAAUAUGGCUAUAGCUUUGACAGAUUUGGGAACAAAGGUUAAAUUGGAGGGUGACAUCAACCGGGGUGUGGCUUUUUAUAAGAAAGCCUUGUAUUAUAAUUGGCAUUAUGCUGAUGCUAUGUAUAAUCUCGGGGUUGCUUAUGGUGAGAUGCUUAAGUUUGAUAUGGCUAUUGUGUUCUAUGAACUCGCCUUCCAUUUCAAUCCACAUUGCGCGGAAGCUUGUAAUAAUCUAGGCGUUAUAUAUAAAGAUCGUGACAACCUCGAUAAAGCUGUAGAAUGCUACCAGGGUAAAAUGGAUGCUGCUGCAAGUAUGAUUGAGAAAGCUAUCAUUGCAAAUCCAACAUAUGCAGAAGCAUACAAUAACCUAGGAGUUCUUUACAGGGAUGCUGGUGAUAUUGCUCUAGCAAUUAAUGCUUAUGAACAAUGUCUCAAGAUUGAUCCUGACUCUCGAAAUGCUGGCCAGAACCGCUUGCUUGCGAUGAAUUACAUAGAUGAAGGAAAUGAUGACAAACUUUUUGAAGCUCACAGGGAUUGGGGUAGGCGAUUUAUGAGACUAUAUCAACAAUUCACAUCAUGGGAUAACUCAAAAGAUCCCGAACGGCCUCUUGUGAUAGGAUAUGUAUCUCCUGAUUAUUUUACACACUCUGUGUCAUAUUUCAUAGAAGCUCCCCUUAUCUAUCAUGACUAUGCCAAAUAUAAAGUGAUUGUUUAUUCAGCCGUUGUCAAGGCAGAUGCAAAAACCAAUCGGUUUAGAGAGAAAGUCUUAAAAAAGGGCGGGAUCUGGAAAGAUAUAUAUGGGACUGAUGAAAAGAAGGUUGCCGAUAUGGUUAGAGAAGAUCAAGUUGAUAUUUUGGUUGAACUUACUGGUCAUACUGCAAACAAUAAGCUGGGAAUGAUGGCAUGUCGACCCGCUCCAGUUCAGGUGACUUGGAUUGGUUAUCCCAAUACUACAGGAUUACCUACAAUUGAUUAUAGAAUCACUGAUUCACUGGCAGACCCUCUUGAAACAAAGCAGAAGCAUGUUGAAGAGCUAGUCCGAUUACCAGAUUGCUUCCUUUGUUAUACUCCUUCCCCUGAGGCUGGUCCUGUGUGUCCAACUCCUGCUCUUUCCAAUGGUUUUAUCACAUUUGGUAGUUUUAACAAUCUUGCCAAGAUUACUCCUAAAGUUUUGAAGGUUUGGGCAAGGAUACUGUGUGCAAUUCCAAAUUCUCGCCUUGUGGUAAAAUGUAAACCAUUUUGCUGUGAUAGUGUGAGACAGAGGUUUCUUUCAACACUAGAGCAGUUAGGCUUGGAACCACUACGUGUUGAUCUUCUGCCCCUUAUUCUUCUUAACCAUGAUCAUAUGCAAGCAUAUUCCCUAAUGGACAUCAGUUUGGACACAUUUCCAUAUGCUGGGACGACUACGACAUGUGAAUCUUUAUAUAUGGGAGUUCCAUGUGUUACAAUGGCUGGUUCAGUACAUGCGCACAACGUCGGUGUUAGUCUUCUUAGCAAAGUUGGUCUGGGGAAUUUGAUUGCCAAAAAUGAAGAUGAAUAUGUUAAAUUGGCCAUGAAGUUAGCCUCCGACGUUUCAGCAUUACAAAACUUGAGAAUGAGUCUGCGAGAGCUCAUGUCCAAGUCCCCUGUCUGUGAUGGAGCAAAAUUUGCCCUUGGUCUUGAAUCAACAUAUAGGCACAUGUGGCGCAGAUAUUGUAAAGGAGAUGUUCCGUCAUUGAAACGAAUGGAGUUAUUAGAACAGCCUGUCACUGCUGAAAAGAACUCUGAGCGAGCAGCAAUAGUUGCAAAGGUAAGUGACGGCAGCCCUGGAUCUGUCAUGGCCAAUGGAUUCAGUUCAAUGCAGCCACCCAAGCUUAAUAGUAAUGGCUGCGAAGAAAAUGGUGGGUCCUUGAAAUACAGUAGUAAGCAGGGAGUGGUGGAUGCAAGUUGAAUUUCAUCUGAGAAAUUCCUUUGCAGUUUGUGAUGAGUGGUUCGAGGAUGUUGAACUGUAUUACUAUAGGUAGAGUAUUAAGCUGGCAUGUAUAUUGUGGUAACUAUUGGAAGAGGCUUGCAGCAACCACAGCCUCACAAAAAGUAAUCUUUUCACAGAAGGCCAAUUUUUUUGGGAAAGAAGUGAGCAGUGAUUAUCAAAUCGAUUUGUCUCAACUGGUUUGGGUAUGCGAAGAGGCGGUGCUGUCUAAAUGACAUCCUUUGGUAGCUGUAGCACACCUUUUUCCCUGAAUUAUGAAUAGUGGCUAUAGCAUUAAAGCAUAGAGCAAUUUGAACAAAUCGCUAUUCUGCGAAAUAUUACGAAGUGAUAUAAAAUAGCAGCUAUGGUGCUAUAGCAUAGUAGAAUUUAAACAAAUUGUUAUUUUCUGGGAUGUGGUGUGAUUGACAAAACUAAUUAUAUAGUUAGAGUGUAGAUUGUGUGAUAUUUAUUUGCUGAUUUUCUUGUCUGGAAUCACAUUGUUGGUCAGUUUAUAAUGAGUUUUUCUGAAUGAUGACCGUGACAGUGUUCUUAUAGUCA